Molecule: messenger RNA, 2057 nt
Organism: Cornus florida
Lineage: Eukaryota; Viridiplantae; Streptophyta; Magnoliopsida; Cornales; Cornaceae
Exons: 14
Coding region: 411-1739 (442 amino acids)
Biological process (GO): transmembrane transport
Molecular function (GO): transmembrane transporter activity
Source: RefSeq, a predicted model, not a curated record
ACAACAAAAUUUACAUCAUGAUUAUCAAUGAACCCCACUCAUCAUCAAAUUUGUUACUUUUCCACAUAAUGGAUGGCUCUGAUUCAAUUGUGUGUGUGUUUUUUCAAAAACUAGUAUGUUUUUGGCAUUGUAUCAUUUCCCCAUGAAUGAAAUUGACAUGCAUAUAUAUUUAUAGCCAGUGACUACAAAAGCAAAGAUCAAGUGACAUAUAUAGAGAUUUUCUUUUAAAAGUUUUAUAUAUAUGUAGAUAACAACACUAGAACUCUAAAUCAAGUUUGCUGUAUGCUUUGAGUAAUAGUUUGGGAGUAGUGAGCUUUCCUUCAGCUGCUGUUCCUUCCCUUGUCCUUUAAUUUGGAUAGAGAAAGUGUGUGUGUGUGUGUGUGUGAGGGGGGAGAGAGAGAGAGAGAGAGAUGGAAAAGAUGUUAGGGCUGAGCCACCUCUUCAUGACAUUCUUCCUCCACAGCUUCGCCGCAUUAAUGGUGAUUCCGGCGAUAACCGACGUGACGAUGUCAGCUCUUUGUCCCGGACAAGAUGAGUGUUCACUAGCCAUAUACCUCACCGGAAUUCAACAUGCGGUCACAGGAUUGGGAACGCUUAUAAUGAUGCCUUUGGUAGGGAAUCUCUCGGACAUUUACGGGAGGAAAACCAUGCUCAUAAUCCCCAUGAUCCUCACCAUCAUUCCUUUAGUGAUAUUGGCUUACAGCAGAACAAAGAAUUUCUUCUACGCUUACUACGUUCUCAAAACUCUCACCGCCAUGAUUUGUGAAGGAAGCGUCCACUGCCUUUCCCUCGCUUAUGUGGCGGACAACGUACCGGAAAACAGACGGGCAUCGGCGUUCGGAAUCCUAUCGGGUAUCGGGUCAUGUGCGUUCGUCUGCGGAAACCUAUCCACUCGCUUCCUCUCCACUUCUUCCACAUUUCAAGUUGCUGCAUCAGUAGCGGUUAUAGCUGCGGUGUACAUGAAAAUUCUCCUCCCGGAGUCACUCAUAGACGACGCCGUUUCGACUGGAAAAAUUCCAAAGGAAGAAAUGAGUGUCAGUCUUUUGGAUAAAAAGUCCCCAAACAAGUUUCAGAUAUUCAAGACAUUGCCUUCUCUUAGUGAUGCCAUCUCCUUGUUAAGGAGUAGCCUGACAUUUUCUCAAGCGGCCAUUGUUGCAUUCUUUCUCACUGUUGCUGACGUCGGCCUUUACGGCUCAUUAAUGUACUAUUUGAAGGCUCGUUUUCACUUUAACAAAGAUCAGUUUGCUGAUUUAAUGGUGAUUCAUGGGGUUGCAGGGACUAUAUCACAGCUGCUUCUCAUGCCCAUGUUGACUCCAAUAGUUGGAGAGGAGAAACUGCUUUCUACAGGUCUCCUUUUUUGCUGUGCACAUAUGUUUCUUUACAGCAUUGCGUGGUCCUCCUGGGUUCCUUAUGUUGCUGCUAUGUCCUCUAUCCUGAUUGUUUUCGCAUCACCAUGUCUGCGUAGCAUUGUAUCCAAGCAAGUUGGGCCCAACGAGCAGGGGAAGGCUCAAGGAGGCAUUUCAGGCAUAUGCUCCUUUGCCAAUAUUGUUUCUCCCUUGGCUUUCAGCCCUCUAACAGCUUUAUUCCUUUCUGAUAGUGCACCAUUUCAAUUCCCUGGUUUCAGCCUCAUGUGCGCCGGAUUUGUUGCGAUGAUAGCCUUCAUCCAGAGUGUCAUGAUAAGGGCAGGUCCUUCCAUCUCGAAUUACAAAGUGAGCAACUGCAACUAUGUGGAGCCUUAAUUUUUCGUUGAAGGUAGUGAAUGCUGAAAUAGCAGCACUUGCCUCUCCGCGUUGCACCAGACAAUAUUGUUGGUCUUCUAGGCCUCUUGUUAUGUUCAUCUCAAGGAAAGCUCGAGAAUUGGAGAAUCGGAUGGGUGAAGUCGAAUUAACCUCAAACCCAGGCUACUCUGUAACUUAUUCUAGAAAUACUUUAAUGCAGUUGGUCCAUGGAAUCUGUAUAACAUUUUUGAGGGGGGAUUCUAUCUCCACCUUUCUGUGUCCAGAAUUUCAUAUGGUCCAUUUUUGGACCUUUAUAUAAAAAGAAUGGCAGUUAUUUUA